AUUGGCUUCUGGGUCUCCGGGAAGAUGAUCCAAGGUCCAUUAGUCACAAAAGGCUGUGUACCGAAAUACAUUUCUGGAGUGGCGCACCUCCUGUGGAUCUGCAUUCACUCUUUCCAAGCUGAAUCAAGUUAAGAGGAAAACAAAUAUCCCCAUUUCCAGCAACUGCCAGCUGAAUGGCUGGCUGGUGUGGCAGUCAUGAAGACUGCCUACUUUUCCAUUCCCAUUCUCCAGCUAUCUGUGCAGAAUGCUGACUGGGCCUUGUGGCAAUCAUGAAUUCACUUCUAUCUCAUCUCCUCUUCAAGCAGUCUUCCAAGUUUAAGGAAAAACUAACUGGCCUUUAAAUAAAAAAAAAGUUCCUGUACAAACAUCUAACUGAAUCAACAAAUGUUUUUUAAAAGAUGAUAACCUGCCUAAAACAUGACAGAAGAUGUGAACAUCUGCACAGGAACUGGAAGAAGAUACAAGCAUCAGUUGAGGAGCAAAGGUAAUGUGGAAGUCCUGUCCAGGGCCUAGACGAGGGUCACCAUCAACUGGUCCAAGUCCAGUUUGAGCCCAGUCACUCCGCCAGCUCCAGACUGACACAACAACCUGCCCACUCCCCCAACACCUACCCGGGCUGGCAUGCUUGGUAGGACUGCAGCUGUGGUAUUGGUGCCUAUGCUCCAUUAAGCCCUAACAGGUCACAGCCAAAAUUAGGACUGCAUGGAAUGGGGAAAUGUGGGCUACAGUCAAGCAAGAUUCUAGUUAUGUGAACCCUGUAGUUAAAGACCUGAUUUUUAUCACAGAUUCAGAUCUGGCCUUAGGCCAACUUGAAAUCUCUCUCAAUAUUUCUUGUUGAGCCUGCUUUUCACAAUCUGUUCUAUGUUUCCCAAAAAAUGAUCAAUAUAAGAUAACCUUCUCCUCACAUUGCAUAUGAAGUCACAGCAACCCCUCCCCCUGGGAGCCAGACUGCAACAAACAUUUUGAGAUUAAAAUUGGGCACAACUUUAUUUAUUUAUUUCAGCCGUAGGUAAACCUUGGCAUAGGCAUUGGGAGUGUAUCCCUCUCAGCCCCCUGCUGGCUUCUCUUCAGGGGUCUGAGGCAUGACAGGGUCAGCUGUGGGGGGGAAUGAGGCCAUUGCAAAACAUGGCGGUUUACACAGAUGUUAGCUCCCCCAAGGCACUGAGGCGGCACUAGGGACCAAGUUGUUGAGCCUGACCUGCAUCUACAGCCAGAAUAGCGCAAGGUGCCAAGUCAAAUGGGAGCUAGCAGUAGCACAAAGUCAAUGGUGGAUUUGCUCAAAAGAAAAAAAUAAACAGAAGGAAUAAUACUAUUGACAGUAUCAAGGCAUCAUAUACUAUUCUAUCAACAGUUUUAAUUGUUAAUGUGCAAACUCUGGAAUAUUCUUACAGAAGAAAAUGACAACCUCCCUUCUGCAUUGUGUUUUGCUAUAUGCAUUGAAGCAUUUGCAAUUAUGAUUAAGUCUAAUGAACAAAUCUAGAAGUAGGUCCUUCUACAGUAUUUCCAAACUAAGUCUUUAUGCUGAUGGAGUAAUAACAUUAUCAAGUCCUCUAAUGCCAGCUCAAUAUAUUCUCCAAAAGCUUCAGAGAUUUUGAAGAAGGAUGAAGGUACAGUAUGAACAUAUAUUAGGAUAAAUAUGUAUCCUAAUAUUUUGUAACUGAUUUGUCUGAAAAAAUAUUACAUGCACAUGUGAAUGUAAUAUGAAAAAAGUAUUUUAGAUCUGUAUUGGCACAAUAUACAGGGUGGCCCAAAAGUAGGUAUACAGCUGAAUCAAUGAAAUUAAUCACAACUGAUUAUAUGGAUACACAUAGUUGGCACACUACAAAGUGGCAGUAAAUUUCAGGCUGGCAGUUGGAAAGAAUAGUGGAGUAGAUAAAAGGGUUAUUUUUCUUUACUGAUAUUGUGAAUAAUGACAGUGAACUUGAGUCAAGAACAAAGAAAGCGGAUUCUAAAGCGGUAUAUCUACUUUUGGGCCACCCUGUAAGCAGUGCUCCCCCCCCCCCCAAAAAAAAUGUUUAGGGAUACUCUCAUUUUGACUCAAGAAAAUAUAGUUAAAAUCGGGGAAAAUAAAUACAGUAAAUGGACCAAAGUACAAAGAUUCACAAAAUGUUGAGGGGUAUGCGUCCCCCCCCCAGAAAAAAAGCACUGCCUGUAAGUUUGUUAAGUGUUGGUUACAGAACCGAUCAACCAAAUAAAAAAGAGCAAAUGAUCUAAUUUUGGAUAGUUUACUAUCUGACAUAAAAAAAGAUCUAUUUCAGCUCUAUUAUAUAGCUCUUAUAAACAAGACGGUUGAUUAAAAACAAGGAUGAUGUAAAUAGGCAGAAUCUCAACAUGUAAGUCAGGACAUUUUGUCUAUUACAAAACAUGAAUAUUAUGAUUUUCCUUUCAAUUCUGAAGACAUAGCAACAUGUGUGUUUGCUUCAUAUACUCAGUUGCGGGAGAAGUAAAUUGGAAGUUUCUGCUCAGAAAGUGGGGCAUUGUUCAUCUUAUAGCUUUUUUACCAGGAAGAACUCUGAGCUUCUUACCAGAAGCAGGACACAGAAAAAACAGCUCAUCCCUCUUAACAGAUUCAUUCUAUUCUUCAUUGGCCCUCCCACAAUUUUUCCAGGAGUUACUUAAAAGCAGAGGGAGGGAGGGAGCACAGGGAUGUGUUAAGGAAGUAAUUCUGACUUCAGUUUAGUAUCAUUUCUCUCUCUCUUCGGAACACAAUACACAUAGGAGGAACUUUUCAGACAAAAGGAAGUAAAAGCAGAAGGAGACUGAAUCAGUGCAGGGAGAAAUCAUGGAGCCAUUCCAUUGGGUGUUCUCCAUGCUCAUGGCCAUAUGGAAUAACCUCAUGUUGCUGGUUAUACUAUUCUUUUUGUUAACUCUAUCCUUUGAUUUUAUGAAGCGUAGGAAGCCUUGGAGCAACUACCCGCCAGGGCCUAUUUCCUUGCCCUUUAUCGGCACCCUUUUGCAGAUUGAUAUGAGGAAGCCUCAUCUUUCUUUCACUCAGGUAAGUACCAAGGGAAAAAAGAGACCUGGAUCAUAGAAUUGUAGUGUUGGGAGCAGUGGCGUAGCGUGGGGGGUGCAGGGGGGCCGGCCGCACCAGGCGCAACAUCUGGGGGUUAGGGUUAGGGGGCGCAAAUCAUGGGUUAGGGGGCGCAAAUCCAUGGGUUAGGGGGCGCAAAUUACAUGCCUUGCCCCGGGUGCUGACAACCCACGCUACGCCACUGGUUGGGAGGGAUCCCAAGGGUCAUCUAAUCCAACCCCCUGCAAUGCAGGAAUCUAAAGGAUCCGUGACAGAUGGCCAUCCAACAUCUGAUUAAAUGCUCCGAUGAAGGAGAGUCCGCCACCUUCUGAGGGAGUCCGUUCUAUAGCUGAACCCCACCUCCCUCAGACUUCUUCCUCUGGUGACCAGCAAAGAGUGCUGUGUUUGGGGAACAGAAGUGAAGAAGGUUAACCUGCCAUUGAGCUGCUGCAGUGAGUGUUUGAGGGGGGGGGGAACUUGUCUGUUUCCCACAGUUCCUUUGUGGCUUGUAAUAUUGGCUCAUGCAUGCUGAUGGGGUGUUAUGCUUAUGUGUUAUUCUGUUGCACCCUUGGAAUUAUAUUUUAGUUUCACCUGCCUUGCACCACGCUAGUCAUUGCAGUUAGCCUCUUGGACAUUUUAGCUCUGAAUGGGCAAAAUAGAAGUAUGUUAAGUGUUGGUUACAGAACUGAUUGACCAAAUAAGAAACAGCAAAUUUGAACUAAUUUGGGAUAGUUCACAAUUUUCAGUUCACAGAAAUCAACUGUCACAUUGUUUUCUAUUAGAUGAUAUUGCUUUUAAACAUAUGGGUGGGUACAUUGAGUUUAGCGGGGAGCUGCAACAAGAUGCUUUGAGGGCUGGCUCCAACCUUUAACAGGAAGGCACUCAUUCAGGGUUCCAGACAGCCUGUAACAGGACCCUAUCAGUGGUUUGGGUGGGUGUGUAGAAGGACAGGCAGCAAGGAUGGGAAGAAAAAUAACUACUUUCCUCUUCCUUAGUACAGUGGUACCUCGGGUUACAUACGCUUCAGGUUACACACGCUUCAGGUUACACACUCCACUAACCCAGAAAUAGUGCUUCAGGUUAAGAACUUUGCUUCAGGAUAAGAACAGAAAUCAUGCUCCGGCGGCGUGGCAGCAGCAGGAGGCCCCAUUAGCUAAAGUGGUGCUUCAGGUUAAGAACAGUUUCAGGUUAAGAACGGACCUCCAGAACGAAUUAAGUACUUAACCCGAGGUACCACUGUAUAUUAAAGAGUUGGAGCUCAGGGCUGACUGCUGGCCCUGAAUCUGAACACUAUUGCUAUAUUAGGAAGUUUUAAUGUUUGAUGUUUUAUUACGUUUUUAUAUGUGCUGGAAGCUGCCCAGAGUGGUUGGGGAAACACAGCCAAAUGGGUGGGGUAUUUUUAUUUUUAUUUUUAUUUUUAUUUUUAUGCAGAGAGAGGAAGAGAUUUUUUGCUACUGAGAAUGAAAAUAUUUUUUUUUUUCAUUUCCUCCAUCCUGAAACCUCCCCAUAUAGUGGACGGAGGAGAGAUUUGUAACCUUUUAGUGCACAUUCUUCCAACUCUAAUCACAACUCUAGAAUACAAUAACCCAUGAAAAGCAGUGGUGGUGGGGGAGGCUUAAUCCUUCCCCUCUCCCCCAAAAUGAUCACCUCAACAUUCUUCUAAGACAAUGAGCACAGGUCCCUGUGCUGUAGGGCUGUUCCUAAUAGCACUUGCUUUUAUUUUCACUGAAUGGUUGUGUGAGGGAGCAACCUUCUUUAAUUGUGAAUGGUGGGUAUACAUCUACAGAAGACUAUAUAUAAAGUUAGGUGCAUAGUAGUAGGAAGGUUUAAUAACUGGAAUUGGUGCAUGUUUUAUAAGAAUGAUUAACAACAAUCGACCCACCAAUUCAAGCAUUCAUUAGUUUCCUUAUUAGAAUUAAAGAUGCUUGAGUAAAGAGUAGAAUUCUUUCUUCUGUCUUGAGAGUACAAUAAAAAGAGGACUGUUUUGAUUUAGAGAAAUGUCAUAUAAAACCACUAUUAGCAGUUCAACCCUGUUGUGUUCAAUUGGAUGUAAGUUUAUGGUUGGAGUCUCAUUUUCAUAAUUUUAAAACUGAUUUAGAGAAACACUAGACAUACUAAGUAGGGGAGUGCAUGUGCCCAACAUUACAAGGAGAGUCCACUAUUGGAAGGGUUAGCCAUCUUCCACCUGCUGAAAGGAAAAGGAACCCAUAAGAUGAAAGAGGGGUACCUUGAAGUUGGCCGCCAGCAUUUAGCACCUGGGCAACUGACGUAGCAGACACACAGGUAAUCUGGUCACAGCCUUCAUCACUAGGUUGUCAUUUGUUGUAUUUCUGGUCAAAUAAUUAUUAUUCCAAAACUUGCAUGCAGGGCCAUCUUUAGCAGAUGUAGUGCCAGGGUGCAAAUAUCCACCCAGCGCCCCCAAAUUACCAUGGAUAGUGUGUAGGGGGGGGGAGGAAGCUGUGCACUGCCAGCCAAAUCUCCCCCAUGCCACUGCGGGAGAGCAAUCCCUGCAGAGGCUUGGGAGGAAAGCUGUGCACCCGCCAGACAUAUAGUUGGCGGGGCGCUGCUUCCAGCCUAAGUCUCUGUGGGGAUCGCUCUCCUCCCAUGGAGGCAAGCUGCACCAUAUGGCUGGCAGGGUGCAGCUGGCGGGUGUGCAGGGAAAGGGGAGGCCACAGCUCCCCCACUCACUGGGGCGCCCCUGAGAGUCCGGCGCCCUGGCACGAGGCACCACUAAGCCCUAUGGGUAAGAUGGCUCUGCUUGCAUACCUAGAUAUAUAGUAGCAUAUGGACAUUUUAUGCUGUCAUAUAUUUACAGCUGUCUAAGAAGUACGGGAACAUUUACAGCCUGCAAGCCUUCUAUACCAAUGUCGUGGUGGUGAAUGGAUUCAAGCUAAUGAAAGAAGCUUUAGUCCACAAGUCAGAGGAUUUUGCUGAUCGUCCUGAUAUGCCUGUCCAGAGUUAUUUGGCAGGAUACAAGCAAGGUAUGUCCGGCUUUGUCAGUCCACGGUGCUGAAGGAGAUGGGAAGAAGGCAAACCAGUGAGCAUCCCUCCCGUCUGUUGGCAAUAAAGCAAUUCAAAUAGGAAGAGUGGGAAUUAAAUCAUGAUCUGUUAAUGCUUCCAACCCAUAAGAAAGGAGCAUUUUGGUUCUCACUGUUUUUCUUGAGGUUCAAAAGCUCAUUGAGUGUGAAUGAUAAGAGCUGUUCGGCAGCGAAACAAACUCUCGCAGAAGGUGGCGGACUCUCCCUCAUUGAGGAUGGAUGUCAAAGAUUCUUUAGCUGUGAUUCCUGAAUGGCAGGGGGAUGGACUGUUUCUCUGAUUGAGGAGCUUCAUGACUGAUUCGGAUUUGAGUCUCUCCCAGAUCCUAGUCCAGCACCAAACUGACUCUCAUUUAAGAGAGAAUGAAAAUAAUUUUUAGACAUUAAAGCAAUAGUGCCUUGAUACAGAGUAUGAGCAAACUUUGUCCAUCAGCCAUGUAAUACAUUUUCCCUUUCUUUUUGUUUGUUUACCGAGUCUGAUCCGGUUCAGUGUCUGAUGAUUGAUCUCCAGAUGUAAUAAUUUUAGUCAGUAAGAGCUGACUCAUAUGAAGUAAUAUUAUGUCAGCAUUUUAACUGCUUCAAUUUUAUGCCCUCUUAGGACUGGUAUUUGCAAAGUAUAACCAUGCCUGGAAGGAGCAGAGGAGGUUUCUUCUCUCAAACUUGAGAGAUUUCGGAAUGGGAAAGAAAUCCCUGGAAUGGCAAAUGAUUGAGGAAGCUGACCAUCUGUGUUCUGCAUUCCGUGCUGAGGGAGGUUGGUUAAACCUAGGAAUGAGGGACGUGGGAAAUAUGCUUAAUUCAAAAUGUUUACAUUCUUAUUUAUUUAUUUAAUAAAAAGCAUACACUGUUUGAUUGUUUAAAAAACCCUUGAAAACAAUAACAUGAUCAACAAGAAUAAAUAAUAAUAAUCGAAGACUUUAAAAAAGUUAAUAUUAUGUUGCAUGCCAUCCCAAUCUCUGAGCGGUGUGAGAUUCCAGGGGUUCUGAGCGCUUACCCAGGCUUGUGUUUCCUUCAGGAAUAAGGCACAUGUCUUUAUGAUAUAUGGUUUAUUUACGUAUAUCUAUAACCUGAGCCUAUGAUGGAGGGGCUCACAGCAUUAACACCCCAAGAAGGUCUUGCUUCUCCCAUAGCUACAGCCUUGGAUCCCAGCAGAAAUCAGGCCUGGCUGUGACUCUCUGCCUUCCCAGCCUGCCCCUCUUGCACCCAGCUCCUAGCUCCCUGUCUUUCUAACUAACAGACUGUUGAGGGAGGGAAGCCUACCCCUUUGGUUUCUGGCACUGAGCCACUUCCUUUGUUCCCUUAAUGGCCCAUACUUAGCAGGCUAUUACUAGGCUGGCCUGCUUAUUCCAGCAAUUGAAUCCAUGCUGGAUCCAGGAAUUAGAUGGAGGAUCAGGCAUACAGUCUAAUCCCCCCCCCAACACAUAACAAUAACAAUACACUAAAAGCAGAUUAAAACUCGCAUGAACUUUCAAAAUAUCUGGGUGGGCUUGCCUAAACAAAAAUGCUUUAGUAGGUGCUGAAAAGAGUGCAGUGAAGGUGCAUGCCUAAAAUCAAUAGCUAAAAUGUAUUUCUCCCAUCUCUGUCAAUGAACUCCAGUAAAAGUCCAGAGUGUUGUGCUUCAAACCUUAGGUUUGAUUUCCAGAGAGUUUUGAAUUUGGAACAUUUAUAAGUGUACAUUAAAGAGAGCAAAGCAAAUGGAGCCAUGGUGGUUAGGGCAGGGCAGGGGGGAUGAAUCACCAACCCACUUUCUUUCUCUUUCAGAGCAUCCAUUUGACCCUCAGUUUAUUAUAAACAAUGCAGUUAGCAAUGUGAUUGCCUCUAUGACUUUUGGCUAUCGCUUUGACUACAAGGAUCAGAAAUUCCAGGAGCUGCUGCAUUUGUUUGAAGAAUGCAUUCAAGUUGCAUCAGGAUUGUGUACUCAGGUGUGAAAAACUGCUGCUUCAUCAGAAAUAUUGUUCUUUAGUGACUGUAUCUCUGUACCAGGUGUAAUGGAUUUUCUUUUCCAUUCUCCAUCAGCUCAUUAAUAUGAUACCUUGCUUGCUGCACAUCCCACCACUGGAACAGAUAGUCUCUAAACACCACAUGGGUAUGUACAACUACAUAGAAAACAUUCUGAAGGUGCACGUGAAAACCUGGGAUUCAUCCUGCAGGAGGGACAUCAUUGAUGCUUUUCUGGAAGAAAUAGAAAAGGUAGGAAGUUGGUAUUUUGUAGUUCCAGCGCAAGGUAUAUACAAUUCUAUACAGUGGUACCUUGGUUUACAACCAUAAUCCAUUCCAGAGGUCUGGUUGUAAACCAAAACAGGUUGCAACCCAAGGUGUGCUUUCGCCAAUGGGGCCUCCCCCCCAAAAUUGGUUGUAAUCCAAAAAAAAAUUGGAUGUAAUCCAAAAAAAGGGACACAAACUUCCGGGUUUGACAUGGUUGUAAUCCAAAACGGUUGUAAUCCAAAGCGGUUGCAAAUCAAGAUACCACUGUAAUUGGUUCUAACUAUUAAUUUAAAACCUUGGUUAAAUCAGCAACUCACUGUUCAGUGCAUUUCUGCAUGGGCAUAGCCAAGGGGGGGCAGCUGCCCCCCCAAUCAAUAAAAUUCAAUAAAAAUACAUAGCAAACUGAGGUUCUGCCCCUCUCUAACAAAAAUCCUGGCUACGCCCAUGCAUCUCUUUGUGUGCCAUACCUGACUUGUGGAGCAGUGGGGUUGCAGCCCUGACCCAGGAGAGGACCCAAUACCUCUUGGGAUCUCAUGAGGUGUUAUGGCUUGGUCUCUCCCACAAAUGCGAGACAACUCUGGCUGUUAAUUAUUUCAGAUUUAUUGCUAAAACAACAAACUAGGACGGAGCUCCUCUACUCAUUGUCCUCCCCAGAAGAUGGAGUUGCCCAGACUGAGCUCCUCCCCCUUCCCCAGCACGGAAGCCCCCACCUUCUUUUCCAGUAUCCUUCUCACUGUCUAGAUCCUACAAGAGGAUUUGGGAGAGAAUGCUUCCUGCAUUCCAACAUCUGACUCACUAUUGGAGCUCUCACACAGCAGCCUGUCACUCUGGCCCUGUCUUUCGUCUCCCCUUUGUUCAGAGCUCAGAUCACAGCUGCUCUCCUCCUCCUCUCUGCCUUCCGCUGUUAACUGUUCUCUCUCUAUGCCUGCUUCUUCUUCUCCUGUCAGCAUCUGAGCUUCGCUGACAUGAGGCCUCAGAAUCUCCUUGGAGAAAAAGUGGGAUGUAAAUGUAAUCAAUUAAUAAAUAUGCCACCACUCCACGGACCUCAGAGGGUGGCAGCACUGCUAACAGCGCCUUCCUCGCCCAACUGGGCAGGUCUGUAACUGAUAUGACUCUUAUACUGGAAAGUCCAGUCUCUUUGACACUUUCUGCACGCUAUAUAGCUACCAUAAGAUUUAUUUAUUUUUUGAGAUGCAUAUCGUUUGUCUUCUCAGAGGAAGGAAGAUGUGAAGACAAGUUUCAAUCGUGACAUCCUUCGUCUAAUAAUUACUGAACUUUUUGCUGCUGGCACUGAAACUGUCGCCACCACUCUGCGCUGGGGCCUGCUGUACAUGAUCCAAAAUCCAGAAGUCCAGAGUAAGUACUACUGCAGCUGCUAUAUGCUAGAGAGAGAGAGAGAGAGAGAGAGAGAGAGAGAGAGAGAUUUUAGUGCCAGUUUCUGAAAGAGCAGCUAUAUUAGGAUGGGAAUUUAAGUUUUGACAGAGAUGUACAAUAUGCAAGAAGCCAUUGGGCUUCCUGUUUUCACUGAAUUAAGGGCACAUCUGUAGCUGCUGUUAGUCUUUGGUAGCAAAGAUGAAACUGGCAUUCUAAAACAAUUUAUUGUGGCAAACUUUUUCAUAGGGUACAAUCAUAGUCCAAUUCCUGUCCACAGAAUGCUCCUCUUCCUCUUCCUCUAAUUGGGCCUUCUUGUGUGCCAGUCUCUAGCCUGAGCUCUCCUUGAGAUGGUCUCUUGCCUAGACAGGGCCUCCUGCUGGAAUUCCAGCUCAGGUUUGAACCACCAUCCAGCUGUGACCACUUGGAACAGAACAUGUCCUUGUUCAUAAAAGCAUUUUAACAGGAAAUAAGGUAUUUUCCUAUCUGCAGGUUGCUGAUUCCACAGGAAAGAUCAGUGUGAUCAAAUGUAGCUCCCAGCAGCAUGGGAUCUGCACACACAUUUAUAGGUUUCCCAUCAACAGCAUAGAACAUCUCCCCUUAAGGAUCUGCACAGGCUUCUUACAUCCUAACUGAGCCAAAUUCAAGUUUUUGUUAUAGAAGGCUCCAAAUUGCUUGGGGACCAACUUACUUGGACUGCUCCCCCCCCCCCCCAUAGUUGCUUGAUUUUUACAUUCAGCUAGAAAGGCACUAUCAAAGGUAGCACAUGAUAUUCACCUUGCUUCUACAAGUAAUAAGCUGUUUUGUUUGUGCACCUAAGUUGUAGAAUUCCUUGCCUAUGUGAAGGAAGUACCAUCAAUACACCAAGUUUCAGACACCUGCUGAAGACCUUUCUGUUUGUACCCAUCUUUUCUGAUGUAUAGCUCAACCUAUCAGAUACUGUGUGUCUGGAUGAUAAGUACUUUUAUGCUGUUCUGUGGGUGCAUUAUGUUCACUGCCUAUAUAGUUUGCUUAUUGUGUGGUAUAUAUGUCUGUAAAAUAAAUAAAUGGGAGAACAAUGAAAGUGUGCUUCCUUUCUAGGUAAAGUCCAAAAAGAAAUUGAUGAUGUGAUUGGCAAGAACAGGUCAGCCACCAUGGGGGACCAGGCAUCCAUGCCUUACACUCAUGCUGUGAUAAAUGAAAUUCAGCGAUUUGCUGAUGUUUCUCCGUUGAUGCUGCCUCAUAUGGCAUACCGGGACACGACAUUACAAGGCUUCUUCAUCCCAAAGGUAUAAGUUUUGCUAACAGAGUAAAGGUAUUCUGAACAGAAGCAGGCAGACUGUUUUUCUCUUUUGCACGGAGUUGAACCAAAUUUAAACUACUUUAUUUAUUCACUGAUCCCAAACUUAAGAUUUCUCAAAUGCCUUGAAUCUGCAUGGGAAAUGAGCUCCUAAACUGCUUGGCCAUAUGCCCAGAAAGCAGGAGUCAAGCGGAAAACUGCUCAGACCUGUGUUUUCUAGGCACAGCACAAGCGGAAGGGCGGACGAGCCCAUUGUCUCCAGAAGCCUAAGAUAUUUCAAAAUAGAGACAGGAUAUAAGGAAAAUACAGUGCUUCUGAUUGUAAUCCUUUUACCACAUCCUCUUUCUUUGGACACACUUAGGGUACCACGGUCAUCUUCAACCUGUCAUCUGUACUGAAGGAUGAAACUGUGUGGGAGAAGCCUUAUGAGUUUUACCCAGAGCAUUUCCUUAAUAAAAAAGGGGAAUUUGUGAAACGAGAGGGCUUCCUGCCUUUCUCAGCAGGUAAAUCCAGAGGACUAAAAGCUGGGAUAUUUACUGUUUCAUAAUCACACAUUUUAAUAUUGCAAGUGUUUUUUUCAUGGUCACAUUAUGAGGGCUUCUUCAGAUACAGUCCUUUGGGGGUGUGGACAGUGCCAGAUUUACGUGUAAGCUAAACAAGCUUAGGGCCCCACUCUCUUGGGGGCCCCAAAAAAAUUUAAAGGGAAAAAAACCUGGAUGUACAUUCUCCAAAAUAUAAGAUAAAAAACAAAUAAACAUUGAUAAAAUACAUAUUUUGUUAUGUGCAAAUGGCUUUAGAUACCUAUUAGGUCCAUAAAUUACCAUAUAGCAUAUAUUCAACACAAAAAAGUGACAAUUUGUUGUUGACAAAGGACAGCUGGACAUAUAAGGGGCCCCAUUACCUUUAGUAACUUAGGGCUUCAUCAAACCUAAAUCCGGUCCUGGGUGUGGAGAGAGAGAUCUACCCAUAAAUCUUUGUUGUGGAGAUACAAAUGUUUGUGCUCACAAUUAUGCUCCCACUGAAGAGAAGUCACAUUUGUGCAGCACUCAGAACAGCUAUUUCCUUCUGGUAGUUUUCCCUUGUCCCAUUCCUUUCCAAGGGGAAACCUGCUCUUUAGCGAUAGAUCGGAAGAAAUGUUGAUCCAGGAAAACCCAAAUUGCUGUUUGCUCCAAUUGAGUGUUAAAGGGUGUUUUGCCCAGGGGGAAGCAGCAGGACAAGGGGAAGUGUACAUAAGCCUAAACCACAACCUCCUUUUUUAAUUUUCAGAGGGAGGAUAGCCCCAUUCAGCAUGGGUUGAAUCCCUAUCCACUGAUCUGCCUUUCAAACCCUUGUCUGGAUUAAGCUUCAAUUUAUGUGGCUCUUGGAGGAGUGCCAACCCUCAAUGCAGCACCCCCCCCCCUGCAGUUUGCCAGCCCUUGUUUAUAAGACUUUGCUAUAACAAAACAACAACAACAACUUAUUACUUGUACCCCGCCCAUUUGACUGGGUUUCCCCAGCCAUCCUGAGUGGAUCUCAACAGAAUAUUAAACAAAACAAAAUAUGAUACAUCAGAUUGUGAUAGAUGGUUCAUCAAAUUAUGGUGUGGAGAAAUAUGGGAGACAAAUUUGUAUCUCCUUCUCAUAGAAUAAGAAUGCAAGUCAGGCAAAAAAAUUGAUUGGCAUUCAGGAUAGACACAACAAAAUAAUUCAUCACACAGUGCAAUUCACUUCCUGAAGACAUGGGGAUGGCCUGGUCUGCGGUUGCUGCAGAAUUAGGUCAGGAAUCAGAAUAUGGUGACCGAAUUCUAUGGUAGAAUAGAUUGAAUAAUUUCAAAAUUGUAAGUCACCUUUUAUGAGACAUUAGUAUCACCAUUGCUGUGACUGUGUCACUGCCUCUGAGACUUAAUCGGAAAUGCUCAUAAAAGCAACUGGUGGCAAAAGAUAGGGAAAGGGCCAAAGUCCAGUGGCAGAGCCUCUGCUUUGCAUGCAGAAGGUUCUAGGUUCAGUCCUCAGAAUCUCCAGGUGCUGGAGAGAUCCCUGUCUGAAACUCUGGUGAGCCAGUCAGUACUGAACUAGAUGGAGCAAUGGUCUGACUCAGUAUAAGGCAGCUUCCUGUGUUCUUGUUCCACUUCCCUCUCCCCAAUCCCCAUGCAGUUUGGGUGUCUUCAAAAUGAUUUUCUUCUUAAUUGGUGGUUUUACUCAUUCGGCCCCUCAUACCAGUGCCGUAUGUUUUUUUCUUUCUUCAAAGGGCGCUGUGCACACCACCAACCACCUGUGAAUUAACCUUCUCCAAAGCAUCUGUCUGGGGCCUUUCUGUGUAGGGUCUUGCAGUCUGCAUGCCCACUGGAAGAGUCACUUAGGAACUGACACUUAGCCUGAUGUCCUCUUUCUUUUUCAGGUUUGCGUGUAUGUCCAGGAGAACAGCUAGCCAGGACAGAGCUCUUCCUCUUCCUCACCAGCCUCCUUCAGCAUUUCACCUUCUGCUUCCCAGAAAACCAGUCUAAACCUCAACAAGAAUCUCGCUGUGGCUUGACAGUAGCGCCGCCCCCCUUGCAGAUCCGGGCUAUUCCAAGAUAACUAUAGAUACAUGCAACGCACUUGUGCGGCACUCAAACUUUUACCCUAUCAUGUGGUUACUGAAAUCUCACAGGGUGACCCAGAUAUUCACUUUCUCUCCUAGUUCAUUGGAAUUUAAAUCUCACUUUGAACAAUGACUCUUCUUGUUCAGAAUUUCUAAAAGCAUGCACAGUGGUACCUUGGGAUGCGAACGGGAUCCGUUCUAGAGCCCCGUUCGCAUCCUGAAUGGAACGUAAGACGCGACGGCAUGUCUGCGCGUGUGCGGGUCGUGUUUUGCCGCUUCCGCACAUGCGUGUGACAUCAUUUAGAGCAUCUGCGCACUUCCAGUUUUCAAGCAUUUGGGAGCCGGAACGUUUGACUCCCAAGUAUGACUGUAUUUACAAAGCUGUCUUCUAGGGGAGGGGAAAAACAUCACUCAAGACAAAAUGACACAAAGCAAUAAUUAUAUUUAAAAAUAAAUAAAUACAAUUAGUAAAUCACAA
Podarcis lilfordi (Lilford's wall lizard) is the source of this 13934-nucleotide messenger RNA. The record is from the annotation of a GenBank genome assembly. Lineage: Eukaryota; Metazoa; Chordata; Lepidosauria; Squamata; Lacertidae.